CUUGACAGUUCAUCUGCUCAUUAGUAGAGUAGAGACUUUACCGCAAUUAAAUUACAGACAUUAAACACAGACGGAGAAACAAGUCAGCGAGUGCGUUGGUUUUUCUAGAGGCUGAUCUCUUAAUGUCUUAUUUCAAUCAUGACAUUAAGCUUUUCGUCCUUUUCCAUCCAACACAUUCUCACAACAGGAGGUGAUACCCGAGAGAGACACGACACGGAGGACAGGGAUCCGGAGGAGUUGUGCGCUCCAAAGAGAAACUGCACUGGUCAUGUAGAGGCUGGAGGAAGAGGAGGACAAGAGGAAGACACAGGAGGCCAUGACGCAUCUGUGGAAGGUGUGGAGGAGACUGUCAUCUGUCCGGACAGUCACAGUCCGGAUCUGAGUGUGUCUGUGGGAAGUGUCCACUCUGAGGCCACGGGAGGAGACAGUAAGCACAGAAAAGGCGGUGCAGACCUCCACUCACACCGUUUGGAGUUGGAUCCUGCCGAUGACACACGACGCACGGACCCGGUCAGCGCAUCCGACGAGCAGCAGCCCAGGCCCGGCAUCAAGAAGCGCUCCAGGGCGGCGUUUUCCCACGCGCAGGUGUACGAGCUGGAGCGCCGCUUCAGUACGCAGAGGUACCUUUCAGGACCGGAACGGGCAGACCUGGCAGGUGCCCUGAAACUGACUGAGACUCAGGUGAAAAUCUGGUUCCAGAACCGGCGGUAUAAAACCAAACGGCGCCAGAUGGUGGCCGAGCUGGCGGCCUGCAACUCACCGAGGAAAGUAGCAGUGAAAGUGUUGGUGAGGGACACUCAGAAGCAGUUUCUGCAGGCGAAUGAAGUCCACAUCCCCAUGACUGUACCACUGUACCAUGCGUACCAGUACUACCAGUACCUGCACUGCUGCUGCCAGCCCUGGACCUUACACAACUGCUAUGGAGGGAAGCUCUGAAUAGGUUCUACAAGGGUCCAAAUCUGAAUACUUUUUUUUUUUUUUUACAGAAAAGCUUAUGAUUUCCUUUAUAUGCUCAAAGUUUUUUUUUUUUUUAUUCUUCUUGAAAAAUGAAAAUGGUUUUUGAGCUUUAACCCUUUCAUGCAUGAAU
Molecule: messenger RNA, 1087 nt
Organism: Sphaeramia orbicularis (orbiculate cardinalfish)
Lineage: Eukaryota; Metazoa; Chordata; Actinopteri; Kurtiformes; Apogonidae
Gene: nkx3.3
Product: NK3 homeobox 3
Exons: 2
Coding region: 139-936 (265 amino acids)
Biological process (GO): regulation of transcription by RNA polymerase II; cell differentiation
Cellular component (GO): nucleus
Molecular function (GO): RNA polymerase II cis-regulatory region sequence-specific DNA binding; DNA-binding transcription factor activity, RNA polymerase II-specific
Source: RefSeq, a predicted model, not a curated record